AUGCCGCCCCCUCGACUGACAGAUGCCCAGAAGGCGUCUCAUAAGAUCAAGAGGGACCAAACGACGGAGAAAAGGAAGCGCUUACAUAACACUGUCGCUGAAUACCUGGAGGAACAACGAGUGAAGAUCGAAGCGCUCUCACGAGCUCAUAGUGUGACUCCAAAGGUAAUCAAUGACAUCAUCGGGGGUCAGACACACUAUCGCAAUUCUCGCAAGAUGCAGGUGAAAAACGCGCUUGUUCACGCUAAGUCAAAGGAGAUGAACGCAGGGUCUCGAUAUUCGUUGGCGGAGCUCCGCGAAAUGGUCGCAAGUGACCCCAAGAUGAAAGACUUGACGAGGGAACAAGAGGCCGCCUACAUUUCAGCACUCGACGAGCAUCGUGAAAAAAAGUCGGUUGGUGUUCGGUCGAACAAUAUAGCAGCUGCGCGUGAUGUUGUAGCUACGACAGAUAGGAUUGUCAAAGAGCUGGACGACCUGCGAGUUCGGACUGGUGUCUAUGCAACAUUAUUUGUCGUUCGCGGUCACAUUAACGACACAGUUCAAAGUGCGAUGCAUGGGACCGAUAACUCAGAAGACUUCUGGGAGGACGUAUACGAGCAUCCUAUGGCUGAUUUCCUCAGGCAAUAUGAGCAAUGGGCGUGCACCCAGAAUCAAAAUCUUAACGAACGGGACUCUUUGGAAAUGGUACGGAAGCAGGUGACCAGAAAAAAAGAUAUCAGUAUGAAUUACCAUAACUAUGAAACAGCCAUCAUCGAGACAUACAGUGUAUGCCUGGUGGGGUGGCCCCACAGUGUUAAUUUCAUUAGCCCCUCGAACAUCGGGACUGCGCGAACGUGCUACUGGACUGUUCUCUCACUGGCGGAAAUCAAAGCUCACACUGCCGAACUCGAAGCGCGCUGUUCAGCUGGAGAUGUCGUUCGCAAGCCGCGAAAAAAGCGUUCGGACGCUGGGGUACCUCGGAAACCUUCCUCGAGGUCCAAAAGUGCUGAGUUUGUCCAGUCGUCUGAUGAAGGGGGUGACGACGACUAG
Suillus fuscotomentosus is the source of this 1029-nucleotide messenger RNA. RefSeq lists its product as uncharacterized. The transcript has 7 exons. The coding region runs from base 1 to 1029 and encodes 342 amino acids. Lineage: Eukaryota; Fungi; Basidiomycota; Agaricomycetes; Boletales; Suillaceae. The record is from RefSeq and is a predicted model, not a curated record.